UCUGGCGCUUCCUCCAUCCUGGGGCCGAUACCGGAGGGAUGUUCCCAGCUCAGGAGGAGGCUGAAAGGACCGUGUUUGUGGGCAAUUUAGAGGCCCGCGUGCGGGAAGAGAUUCUUUACGAGCUAUUCCUUCAGGCUGGGCCACUAACCAAAGUGACUAUAUGCAAAGACAGAGAAGGAAAGCCGAAAUCUUUUGGAUUUGUCUGCUUUAAGCACCCAGAAUCAGUGUCUUAUGCAAUAGCUUUGCUGAAUGGAAUUCGUUUAUAUGGAAGACCAAUUAAUGUGCAGUAUCGAUUUGGAAGUUCUCGCUCUUCAGAACCAGCGAACCAAAGUUUUGAGAGCUGUGUGAAGAUAAAUUCACAUACCUACAGGAAUGAAGAAAUGUUGGGCAGAUCUUCCUUUCCUAUGCAGUUUUUUCCAAUUAACAAUACUGCUUUACCUCAAGAAUAUUUUUUCUUUCAGAAAAUGCAGUGGCAUGCACCUAAUCCAAUGCUGCAGCUUCCUUACUAUGAGAUGACAGCCCCGCUUCCCAACAGUGCGCCUGGGUCUUCCUCACUGAGUCAUGUUCCCGAUCUAGAGGCUGGACCCAGCUCCUAUGAAUGGACUGUCCAACCACCAAGUGACUCUGACCUUUAUCAGAUGAAUACACGAAAGAGGCAAAAGCAAACCAGUGACAGUGAUAGUAGCACAGAAAACAAUAGAGGAAAUGAAUUCAGCCCCAAAUUCAGAAAAUGUAAGAAAAAGAAAAGAUAUUAGUAUUACCUUCAGAUAAUAUGUAUCUACAUUGAUCUUAAUUCUCUUUAAAGAAAAGUGACCAAUUUCUUGAGUAUCUUGUCUUUUUGAAAUAUAUGAAAAUAUGACUUAUCUGAUUUACUAUUCAACUUUUGCCUUGAAUGACAAAGGCUUUUAAAAAUAAUAUAAUGUACUACUUUUAUAUGUCAUAAUAUAUUUCACCCAUUGCCAAUAAGAAAUAUACUUUGUAUCAUUUUAUUUAAUAUUGGUGAUGAAAUUUCAUUAAACUAUUAACUAAAGUCAGUUACUGAACACUUAUGGAUAAGGCACUGUGUUUUCUCCAGAUUGUCACCUAUAAUAUUCAAGUUCAAUUAAGUUGCAAUUAGAAGUGGAACAUUGGAUUUACUAAAAGAAACUAAUGCAAAUAUUUAAGAGUUCCAUGUGGUUCCUAGUGAAUAUGUUAUAAAGGAGUUUUGUUCACUUUGUUAAUAACAUUUUAUUUGUUAUGUUUACAUAGAUUCUUUCUGAGCCUUACUGUCCUUCAGGUUUAUUUUAUAAAAUGAGGACAUAAGACAGUGAUACCAAAGGAAAGAUAAUUAUCAUGGGAUUAGCUUUUGGGUCAUUGCCUUGUUAUAUGAGUUAAAUAGGGAUGCCUGCCUCUUUACUUCUACUUUUUAUCAUGAAAAUUAAGUUUGCUAUGUAAUUAUUAUAUUAUCUACCUCUUUUGCCAGCCAGGUUUGAGAGGAUAUAUUUAAUGUAUUUAAAUCUUGAUAAUGAAUAAGUAUAUAGAAUGAUAUUUUAUUCAUUUUUGAUAUUAAAUACUUAAUUGUCCAAAAAAGUUUUCUAUUUGGGGUUCAUUUAUUUUAAAAGAUAAAUAGGCUCCAUGUUAAAUAAAUGGUUUAUUUGGACAUUUUUGUUAAUUUUAUAGUUCACAAAAAAUUAGAAUGAUAAGAAUUAUAUUUAUUAAAGCUAAUGGAAAGAAUCACUCAACUCCUUUGUAAAUAGAGCACCAAAUUCAGUAGGAAGGGCCAUGCUUGAAUGUUCCUUUUGCAUGUUACAUAGCACUUUACAGAUACUUAUUGUUUAAAAGAAUAAAGAUUUGUUUUAACAAAAGGAGUAACUGAAUUUAACUUAGUUAUAAAUAUACAAUGUAGUAGAAUUUACAACAAACAUUGGUCUACUUUCAUCUGAUCAAUAUGAAAAACUAAAUUGUGUGUUCUGUAGUUUUAACUGUGUUUCCUGUUCUUGAAUACUGAAACUCAUACUUUUUUCUUUUUAAAUUCACAUUUUUGCAAUUUAGAAUCAUGCCAAAGGGAAAAUGGUUUCUGCAUAAUUAGAAAACAGUAUAUCUUUAAAAAGAUUAACUUCACUUCACCUUAGUGUUUUCUUUAAUUCUAUAAUUUACCUUAAACCUAAAUUAUUUUGUUGUGAUUGUUAUUAUUGGCAGUAUAUAUAAAAAUAUUUCUUAGCAAUUCAGAAUAGCAUAUGUAUAAGAAAAAUACCUUGAAAUACUAUUACAUUAAUUAAAAUGUUAGAACUGCAAAAAAAUUGUUAAUUUCUUCCAUCAUAGUCAGGAAAGUACAUGUUAUGAUUUAGAUAUGAUGGGUCCCCCAAACACUCAUGUGUUUUAAAGCACGGUCCCAAAUGCAGCAGCGUUCAAAGGUGGAAUCCUUGGGAAGUGAUUACAUCAUGAGGGUUCUGACAUCAUCAGUGGGUUAAGUGAAAGAUUGACUAUUGGACUACUGGGAGGUGGUGGACAGUGUAGGAAGUGAGACCUCAUAGAAAUGAGUGCAAACUUGGGGGUUUACUCUUGGGGACUGUAUCUUGUCCCCAACUUAACUCCUCUCCCUCUCCAUCUCCUUCUCUCUCUCUCUCUCUUACACUCUCUCGAACUCUCCCCUCUUUCUCUUCCCCCUCCU
This is a messenger RNA of Sciurus carolinensis (gray squirrel), 2650 nucleotides long. RefSeq names its product RNA binding motif protein 11 (gene Rbm11). Gene Ontology annotation, cellular component: nucleus. Gene Ontology annotation, biological process: regulation of alternative mRNA splicing, via spliceosome. Gene Ontology annotation, molecular function: single-stranded RNA binding. NCBI's taxonomy places the organism in Eukaryota, Metazoa, Chordata, Mammalia, Rodentia, Sciuridae. The record is from RefSeq and is a predicted model, not a curated record. The transcript has 5 exons. Bases 39 to 755 code for a protein of 238 amino acids.